Molecule: messenger RNA, 2502 nt
Organism: Labrus mixtus (cuckoo wrasse)
Lineage: Eukaryota; Metazoa; Chordata; Actinopteri; Labriformes; Labridae
Gene: alx4b
Product: ALX homeobox 4b
Exons: 4
Coding region: 379-1485 (368 amino acids)
Biological process (GO): regulation of transcription by RNA polymerase II
Molecular function (GO): RNA polymerase II transcription regulatory region sequence-specific DNA binding; DNA-binding transcription activator activity, RNA polymerase II-specific
Source: RefSeq, a predicted model, not a curated record
GCAGCUUGGUGUGGGCCUACUCCAAACUGUGUGUGUUUGUGUGGGUCUCUCUCUCUGUGUGUGUGUGUGUGUGUGUGUGUGUGUGUGUGUGUGUCAGAUGCACUGCAGGCUACUGAGACGGAAUCAGCUUGAGCGAGGCAUUUCUCUUUACCCCGACAAACCUUCAGGGGGCUUUUAGCAUUUGUUCAGUCUGCAGUCUCUGGAAAACAUCUGAUUCAUUUUUUAAGCAGUCCCAGAUGCGGUACAGAGUGCGAGAGUGAGUGUGCACGAGAGCGUCAGUGUGAGUUUGUCAGCGCGUGAGAAUAUCUACUGUCUCAGAGAAGGAAGGGGAGGGAAACCAGAAGCGUGUGGAUUUUUUAAAUAUCACUUUUUUUAGGUAUGAACGCAGCGUGCGUCUCAUACUGCGAUAUGACAUCGAUGGAUUCAUAUUAUAGCACUUCUACUGCGCAGGGUAGGGACCACCAGGCGAACCCGUUCAGGACUUUCCAAAACACUGAAGCCAAAUACAGCCCCACGUUCAUCCCAGGUAAAGGGCAGCCGUACGGAGAGAAGCCCCGGAGUCCUUUCCAGCCGGACUGCCAGUCUUUGGAUGGCGCAGAGGAGGGCGCCUUCAACAAGUCGUACCAGCUCUUCAUGCAGAGAACGACCUGCAAAACUCCGCCGGAGGGGGGCAAGCUGCACCCGGACAGCGGGCUAAACGGGACGCUCCUGCCCUGCUACGGAAAAGACAAUGGUGGUCUGACAGAUUCUGAGUUGCCACAGAGUGUUGACCCGCCUGGGAUGGAAGGAAGCUACCUGAACCUAAAGGUACCAGGUGAAAAGGGGCCAAGCGAUCGACCGGGGUCUGACCUUUCAAGCCCUCUGGAUAAAAGUGAGGCAGAGAGCAACAAAGGCAAGAAGAGGCGCAAUCGCACCACGUUCACCAGCUACCAGCUGGAGGAGCUGGAGAAGGUCUUCCAGAAGACACACUACCCAGAUGUUUACGCCCGUGAGCAGCUGGCACUGAGGACAGACCUGACAGAGGCUCGGGUGCAGGUAUGGUUCCAGAAUCGUAGAGCCAAGUGGAGGAAGAGGGAGCGUUUUGGACAGAUGCAACAGGUCCGGACCCAUUUCACUACUGCUUACGAGCUGCCUCUACUGACUCGACCUGAGAACUACGCACAGAUCCAGAACCCUUCAUGGAUUGGCAGCAGCAGUGGAGCAUCUCCAGUGCCGGGAUGUGUUGUGCCUUGUGACUCCGUUUCUUCCUGCAUGCCGCCACACCCUCAUGGUCCUGGAGGCGUCCCUGACUUCCUGGGAGUGCCCAGUCCAGGCAGCAGCCACAUGGGACAGUCACACAUGGGCAGCCUUUUUGGGGGUCCUGGAAUGGGCGGGGGAAUCAACGGCUAUGAUCUCAAUGUCGAUCCAGACCGUAAGUCGUCCAGCAUAGCUGCGCUGCGCAUGAAGGCGAAGGAACACAGCGCAGCCAUCUCCUGGGCAACAUGAUGUCCCAGCCUAGUUCCACCCUGCCCCCAUAUGGCCCUCCUCUCUGGAGCAGCCAUCAGCAAGUGCGGAGGGGUUGGUAGGGAGUUUUUCUGAGAGCACUAAUGAUAACGCAGGUCAAAUGAACAGGGAGGGACUGUGGAGAUAACAGAGGCCAUUACAGCGGCCAACGCAACCAAGAUAACAGCAGUGACUGUGACAAUCAGCAGAUGCUGAUUGAAGAGAGAGGUUUGCUAGAAGAUGUGUUCCUUUUUUUUGAUUCCUCGAUCUCUCAGGUCUCAUUGAAAUAUGGGGUAGACCCUGACGAACUGGGUAUCACUCAUGAUACAGGCUUCAGUAAAAUAAGCCGUAUAAAAAAAUAGUUUACAGACAGGAAUUCAGUGCCAAACUCAGCUUUAUUAUAAAGUAUUUUAAUUUAAAUUUGAUUCACAUUAUUUACUAUCCUUUUUUACAUACCACAUAUCCUGCCCCACUGGUUUAUUUUUUUUUCUACUUUGUCUCUUAUACUGUAUAAAUAAGAUCAAUUACAUCUCAACAUUCAGUGUUUUAUAUUUUAGAGUAAAAAAAACCAAAACAAGGCCGCUCAUUGAGAGCAAGCUCAGAUGCAAACAAAGUGCCAGGAGUUUCUUUUCGUUCACUUUCCAUCACGAGCUGUACUGUUCCAGCAAACAAUGAUUAGUUAUGAAAGAAACAUUAAUUUCAUCUUGGCCUGCAGUGGGCAGUUCGUGUCCCAGCAAAGGGGGACAGGGGUUGAAUGCAACGAGUGAACAGAGUCUAAUUGAGCAAGAGCAGACAUGGCCUUUGCCAAUUUACUGUUGGAGGAGGACGGCUAUUGGAUUGGCAGCAGUUUCAAACCAACGUGUCAUUUCCUCCCCCAGGGCUGCCUCCACAGGUUCCCCUGCAGGGCUCAGGCCUCAGGUUACAGGAAACUCUGUCUCCACAGGCAGACAAGGAGCAGCAAUGCACAGCAGCAGCCUUCAACACCAACUCGCCGCACCAGCUUCAAUCAGCAACCCACAG